This is a messenger RNA of Diabrotica balteata, 727 nucleotides long. The record is from the annotation of a GenBank genome assembly. NCBI's taxonomy places the organism in Eukaryota, Metazoa, Arthropoda, Insecta, Coleoptera, Chrysomelidae.
AUUCAUUGUUCGUGGUGAGUUCCAUCAACAGGUGUAUUGUUUUUCUUGUAUAUACAGGGUUGAUUUCUGCAAAGAAUGAACACUUCUACCACCGUCAGAUUCUUCUGCGCCGUUUUUUCGUUUCUCGUCAUUUUAGCAGUGGUGUCUACAGCCCCUUACGCUGAUUAUGAUAACAAUAUCCACGAUCUGGUUGAGAUUCUUAUGCAGAAGGACAUUGACGACCAACUCGGUCUGCACCAGGUAGAAAGACGUAGACAGCCUCAACUUCGCCUCAGAUUUGGAAAACGCGCCGAUGACUUUGAUGCUUACAUGUCUCAUGCUAACGGCAACGAAAGACCUCCCUCUCUACGUCUACGAUUCGGAAAACGAGGUGAUGAUACCACAGGAACAAACGAAAGAUCUCCUUCUUUGAGGCUCCGAUUUGGCAAGAGAUUUGAUGACGUCCCAGUGCCGGUCUCUGGAUACAUACCUACUGAAGGCGAGAAUUAAGUUUAUCCUCAAAUAUUUGUCAUGAACUAUGGAAAUAACGUGAAAUUUACUUUUCACCAAUUUCUUUUCUAUAAAUCGUUACUAAAUCCUUGUUGAAUACAUUAUAUUUUUAUUGUGCAAGACAAAUUCUGUCAUUAAACUGAUAAUAAUCAAAAAGUCUUUAAUCUCAAUCAUAUGUAAAAGUAGUCAAUUUGUGUACUAUAUAGAGAAAAUGUUAGAAUAAAAAAAGACAAUUUUC